GUGUCCAGCCGGCCGGCUUGUUUGGAGCCGCCUGCCCUUCGACACAGCCGGGGGCUGGGGGGAAAGCGCCGCGUGGCCGUCAACGGCGGCAGGAGUGGGGACCGGCGCGGAGAGGACCCGCUUAGCACAGAGCCGCCGACAAGUGCUUCCUGUAAAGUAUUUUGUAGAAGAAUGCAUUCUUCAAAGAAUAAAAAUGUAGAAAAGCCAGAACCAUUUUAUAGACCUUCAGCACCUAAGCAGAAGACCAGUGCUGAGAUAAUAAAUGAAGCACGAAAUGCACUAAGGACUUUAAGAACUCAGAGGCCAUUUACACCUAGAGAGGACCAAAGGAAACUUUUUGGAUCUGCUUCUUCACGAACACCAGAAAAUAGACCACCAUCCACUUUUAGUCUCCAUGCUUCCAGUUUUGAAUCAGGCGAAUCAAGAUCGGUGUCUGGUACACGUCUCAGCCCACUGGACCAUAAGCCAAAACUACUUUCAUCACCUAUAAAAGAUGAAGAUUCUUCCAUUUCCUUCCCGAAGCCUCCAGUGGACCCAAUGGAGGUUAGGAAAGUCAGCAGUGCCCGGGCUCGCUUAUGUAGAACAGCUUCUCAGGGAAAUCUCCUUCCAGAUAAAAUACUUCUUCCUGAUGAGAAUAAGGAGGGGGUAAAUUCUGAAGAACCAGCUACCAUGGAUGACCUUUCAAGAAGAAGUAAUAAAAGUUGUUUAGCAGAACUAAGUCCACACUCCAAUUUUAAGGAUGAUGAUACUCCACUAAUUUACAAUGAGCGUAAUAAGGCAGAGGAGCAAGACUUCUUAAAAGUGGCAGUAGCAACAUCUCCAUUGCAAUUCAGAAGUGGAAGUGACCAAAUUAAAAACGGUGACAGGGCUUCAUCAAAUCCAAGCAGCACUGGCUGGAAUAAAUCAGGAAGCAAAGCAGGCUCAGAGAAUGACUCAAGAGUAAAUGAAACUGAAGAGGAAGAAAACUACUGGAAUGUAAAGAUUGUACCAAUUGUGUAUGAAUUAGAGAAUGAAGACAAUAUAGAAAACCUCUGCCUUGCCUGCACCAGUCUCCAUCAAGCCUUGGAAGAAGGAAAUAUGUUUGGAAAGAGAUUUAAAAGAAGAAGUGUGCUUUUGAAGAUAUUAUAUAAACUAGUUGACAUUGGUUCAGAUCCACUUGGCCUGAAACUGGCAAGAAUGAUUCUGGCUCUGAAAGUAAGUGGAAAGAAUCUGCUCAAUGUCUGCAAGCUUGUAUUUAAAAUUAGUAGAAAUGAGAAAAAUGAUUCGCUCAUUCAAAAUAAUAGUCUAUUGGAUUCUUUGUUGGAGAUCCUGAGAUUUGAAGAUCUACAAACAAACAAUGAGGCUUUUCUCUAUUGCUUGGGAGCAAUAAAAUUCAUUUCUGGAAAUGCAGUACUCCUUAAUGAACUGGUUAACAAAGGAGCUGUUGAAAUAUUCUUUCAGUUAAUGAAGCAGAUUAAUAAUAUUAAAGAAAAUGACACAUGUUUCUCCAACUUGGGCCACCUAUUAGUCCAGCUGACAGCUACUUUGCGAAACUUGGUUGAUUUACCUCUUUCAAGAUGCCAGCUCCUGUGUAGUGGUGCAGUUUCAGCGCUCUGGGUGGUGCUGGAGCAGCGUAUGAAUGAUAAGGAUAUAUGUACCAAUAUUGUCAGGAUAUUCAGCAAACUUUCUUCCUACAAUGACUGCUGUGCAGCUCUGGCAGCCUGCUCCAGAUGUUAUGUCUUAUUUUUAGCCCUUCUAAACAAACACCAAAAGAAGCAGGAUUUAGUUGUCCGUGUUGUUUUCAUUCUUGGCAAUUUAACAGCGAAGAACAAUCAGGCCCGUGAACAAUUUUUUAAAGAGAAAGGAAGUGCUGACACCCUGAUAUCAUUAUUCCAAACCUACAAUGAAUUUGAUUUGAAUACAAAAAGAGAGAAACAUGAAGGAGAAGAAAAUAAAUCAAAACAAAAGCAUCCUUCAGAAGCAGAAGAUGUCCUUAUAAAACUGAUAAGAGUGCUCGCCAAUCUCUCCAUUCAUCCUAGUGUAGGUGCUGUUCUGGCAGCUAAUCAUCACAUUGUGGCAUUGCUUGUUACGGUGCUAGAAUACAAGUCAAUUGAUGACUGUGAGGAGCUGGUGAUCAACGCUGCCGCAACAAUCAACAAUUUAUCCUACUACAAAGUGAGGAAUUCUGUAAUUGAAGACCAGAAGCUACGCAUUGCAGAGUUACUUCUAAAGCUGCUAAUGAGCAGCAAUAUGGAUGGAAUUCUGGAGGCUGUUAGAGUCUUUGGCAAUCUUUCCCAAUACCUUGAAAUCUGUGACUUCAUCAUACAAAGGAAGGUAUACAAGUUCAUGAUUGCUUUGCUCGAUGCCAAACAUCAAGAUGUCUGCUUUUCUGCCUGUGGAGUUCUGCUAAACCUUACUGUGGAUAAGAACAAACGGGCUAUACUAAAGGAAGAAGGAGGAAUUAAGAAGUUAGUUGAUUGUUUAAGAGACUUUGGGCCUACAGACUGGCAGUUGGCUUGCUUGAUAUGCAAAACGCUGUGGAACUAUAGUGAAAAUAUCACAAGUGCUGCAUCAUGCUUUGAAGAAGAAGAUAUCAAUACGCUCCUAGUGCUGCUUGCAUCAUUUUUAGAUGAGGAACUAGCAUUGGAUUACAACUUCGACAGUGAUUUAAGGGACUAUCACAAACUCUAUUGGGAAACAGAGUUCAAGCCUGUAGCACAGAAGCUUCUCAACAGAAUUCAAAGCCGCCAUUCCUUCCUUCAGCCUAUAACUAUUACUUCAUUUUAACCUGGUGGCUGCGAAACUGUUACUACAAACCACAGAAUAUUUCAGCUGUUUUAAAAUAGUAGUAGUAAAUGCAAACAGGGUUUGCUAUUAAUAUAUUGAAAACAACUCCAUUAAGUGCUGAUUGAUUAUUUUUGUAUGUAGAUUGUAUAUUUAACGAUUGCUGAUGCUACCUAUACAUUUUCAUUGGCAAGCAUGUUGGACAUUAUGGGGAAAAUGAAUAAAAUUAAUUUAUCUCACA
Messenger RNA from Trachemys scripta elegans, 3004 nucleotides. It is a transcript of the gene ARMC2, whose product is annotated as armadillo repeat containing 2. Gene Ontology annotation, molecular function: protein binding. The record is from RefSeq and is a predicted model, not a curated record. The transcript has 18 exons. Bases 172 to 2766 code for a protein of 864 amino acids. NCBI's taxonomy places the organism in Eukaryota, Metazoa, Chordata, Testudines, Emydidae. Gene Ontology annotation, biological process: cilium organization; sperm axoneme assembly.